This is a messenger RNA of Argiope bruennichi, 3723 nucleotides long. Its product is annotated as zinc finger protein 431-like. The coding region runs from base 887 to 2077 and encodes 396 amino acids. NCBI's taxonomy places the organism in Eukaryota, Metazoa, Arthropoda, Arachnida, Araneae, Araneidae. The record is from RefSeq and is a predicted model, not a curated record. The transcript is spliced from 3 exons.
UUUAAUCAAAUUCUCAUUUUAAGAAAUGCGUUUUUAUUUUUGAAAACGUAUGCUGCAUAAUACUGAAUUACAAAAAUUGCUUCGCAAUUGAAUAAUUUCGGCAUUUCUUUGAUUUAUAAAUAAAAUAGGACUAACGAAUUGGAUCUGUUGCUCACUCAUACAUUAUUGAAAAGAUUGCAUUUAAGAGCUUUAUGUGGAAGAAUGUGACCACUCUUUCAUUUGUUGAAUUCCAAAAUUGCGUUGUCUUGAACCUAAUGCCUUGCUAAGGAGAAAAGCUGAUAAAUCAUCAUAUUUUUCGCAAUAAAAUUGGCUACAAUAAGAAAGGUUUGACUUUUGAAAGAUCCAUUAUCCGAACUUGCAACAUACAACAUAUCUCGAUGGAAUCGAGAAUCAUGAAAUAAUAAAUUCCCCAAUACAUCUGUUUAGAAAUUUUUAAUUAAGCUAUAAUUUUUAUUAUUUAUUAGUGCAUAUGGGUGAGUAUUGUUACUGACAUAUAAAAAGGAAUUUUAUUCUUAUGACCCAUGCUAUAAAACAUUCUUCCAAAAAUUGCAUUCAAAAUUUUCCCUUUUGAUUAACAUAAUGAAGAAACUUCUGUUUUGACAUAUAUGGACAACAGCAUUUAAAUUGUGACCAUCAUGAAAAUUUUAUUGGCAAAUUAGAAUUAAUGAGUUGUCUUGUGCUUGUGUCAUAUAGAAAUAAAUGUUUCAAAAACGGAAUUUUCUCAUUGCCCACCUAAUGACAAAACCAUACGCUUGAAUAUUUUGUGAUAUUUUCUCAGCUCCCGAAUUUAAAGAAAUGUUUACUGGUGCAUACUAAAGAGAAAACACUUACAUAUGACACUUGUAGUAAAGAAAUUUUUCAACAAUCACAUUUAAAAAUUUAUUUAAUGUCGCGUACGAACGAGAAAUCCUACCCUUGCGACUUUUGCAACAAAGAAUUUUCUGUGAUUUCCAAAUUCAAAAGACAUUUACGGACGCAUACGGGAGAGAAACCAUAUACAUGCGAGUUUUGCGAGAAAGCCUUUACCCAGAAUGGGCAUUUAAAACUACAUUUGCGUCUGCAUACAGGAGAGAAACCGUAUACAUGUGAAUUUUGUUGCAUAUCCUUUUCGAAUAAGACGUGUUUCAAAACACAUUUACGGACGCAUACGGGAGAGAAACCAUAUACAUGUGAGUUUUGCGAGAAAGCCUUUACCCAGAAUGGGCAUUUAAAACUACAUUUGCGUCUGCAUACAGGAGAGAAACCGUAUACUUGUGACUUUUGUAGCAAAUCCUUUUCGGAUGAGAGUAGUUUUAAAAAACAUUUACGUACGCAUACGGGAGAGAAACCUUAUGCAUGUGAAUUGUGUAACAAAUCCUUUUCGGUUCGGGUGACUUUCCAAAUACAUUUACGUACGCAUACGGGAGAGAAACCGUAUGCAUGUGAAUUUUGUAAUAAAUUGUUUUCGAAGAGGUGCAAUUUAAAAGUGCAUUUACGUGCGCAUACGGGAGAGAAACCAUAUUCAUGCGAGUUUUGCGAGAAAGCCUUUCCCAGGAAGGGGAAUUUGAAAGUGCAUUUAUGUACGCAUACCGGUGAGAAACCGUAUACCUGUGACAUUUGUAGCAAACCCUUUACGGAUAAGAGGUAUUUUAAAAGACAUUUAGAUACGCAUACCGGUGAGAAACCGUAUGCCUGUGACAUUUGUAGCAAACGCUUUAAGGAUAAGAGGUGUUUUAAAAUACAUUUAGAUACGCAUACAGGAGAGGAACCGUAUACAUGUGAAAUUUGUAACGAACCCUUUACGGAUAAGGGGAGUUUCAAAAUACAUUUACGAGCACAUACGCAAGAGAAACUGUAUACAUGCGAGUUCUGUAAAAAGGCCUUUUCCCGGAAUGAGCAUUUAAAACUACAUUUGCGUCUGCAUACGGGAGAGAAACCGUAUACCUGUGACAUUUGUAACAAGUCCUUUUCGGUUAAGGGGACUCUCAAAAGACAUUUACGUACGCAUACGGGAGAGAAACCAUAUUUAUGUGAAUUUUGUAACAAAUCCUUUUCGAAUAAUUGGAGUUUCAAAAUACACUUACUUAGGCAUACUUGAGAGAAAACGUAAACAUGUGAAUUUUUAAUCAGACAUAUUCUCAGCAGUCAUAUUUAAAAACUCAUUUACGGACGCAUACGAAUGAUAAAUUCCAUGUUUGGAAAUUUUGUAACAAAACCUUUAAUGCAUCUAGUUUAAAAUUAUAUUUGCGAAUAUAUAUGAUAAAGAAACCGCAUGUUUGUGAAAUUUGCAGUGAAAGGUUUUCUGAGCGGCACGUAUUUAACUUGCAUUUCAUGAUCGAUUUGGAAAAGAAACAGUAUGCAUGCGACAUUUGCAGUAAACCAUUUUUUUCAACAUUCUGAUUUAAACAUACAUCUGAGGGUGGAUAUGAAACUGAAACCGCAUGGAUAUGACAUCUGUAAAUAUACAUUUUCUUGUAUAUAAAAUUUAAAAGUUCAUUUUCGAACGCAUACGAAAAAGCAUCCGUAUAUUCAUGUGAAUUUUUUAAUAUAAGAUAUUCUCAUUCCAUUUCUUUAAUGCAUUUGCCAAAUAUCAUAGAAAAUGUAUGAAUAUACAGUUCUGAUGUUGAACGCUUAUUAAUGGGAGAGCUUCACUUCAUUUUAAAGAGAAAGACUUAUAAUAAUGAUUAUUUUAGGAAGUUAAUGAUUCAGAAAACAUAGGCAAAAGAUAAAUAAAUAAAGGCUUUUUAUUUUACUCAAAUAUAUUGAAAUAAUCUCUUCUAGAAAUUCUAUUUUGUAGGAUACAAUGCAUGCUCACUGUUAUUAUGCAGGGUAAUUCGAAUAUUUAAAUGAAUAUUUCAACCUUGCAGGGCUUUUGAAGUAAACGAAACAAAGUGAAAUCUUGUUGUUCAUCCGAAAUUAUAAAUAACAAUUAAAAACUUAACACAGUAAUAAAUGUUUAGUAGAAGCACCUCCAAAAAUACGAACAAUACCAAGACGAUACGAUCACUCAUCCCAUACCCUUUCAGUUUCUUCAAUAUCACGCUUUGAAAGCCUGGAGAUAUGCACGUUUUAAGUUUAGGAACAUCAUUUUUUAACGGGGGGUGGGACAAACACCUGCAAUUUGCUGUAGCCGCAAGGGAAAACAGAAUCAACUGUCACCCGACACGCAUAUUCGCUACCUUUCAACGCUUCACUCCGGGUAUGCAGAGAAGUGUGGAUGUGUUAUCGUACUUCGAUAUCCUUCUCGUUUCCCGACUGACUCGCAUUGAACUCUUUUAACUGCUUCGAAUUUAAAUUUUCACUUGUUAUUUUUGAUAAAUAAGAAGAUUGUUUUCUAUUAACAGACCGGCAAAUUUAGGAUAUUCUUGUGUAAAUCACCUUAUAUUCCGUGAAACAUGUAAAUGAAUAUUUAUGUCUUAAUUACUUAUUUCAUGUGAAGUCAGCUUAUCCAUGUGAUCAUGUUUCAUACACAUGCUUUAAUAUGUUUACAAUAAAAAUUUGUAUUUUAUUGAAAAGUAUUGCAAAUUAAAGUACUUUUCUUUUGUUAUAGUGUGUUCCUAUAAAUGUAUAAUUUUUGUGACACUUUGUACCUUUUUAAAGUUUCAAAUUUGUGAUUUAUUAUUAGAAAUAUAAAAUGUAAUAUGCAGAAGUGUGACUUUGUACGGAUGUGUUUCAAUUAUGGAAUUUAUAUAACAUGUUUUCUUGCUUUAAAUAUGCAUCUUAUAUUGAACCAUUUUGUAUCGA